Molecule: messenger RNA, 3630 nt
Organism: Colletotrichum chrysophilum
Lineage: Eukaryota; Fungi; Ascomycota; Sordariomycetes; Glomerellales; Glomerellaceae
Exons: 2
Coding region: 1-3630 (1209 amino acids)
Source: RefSeq, a predicted model, not a curated record
AUGGCCAGCUCACAGGACCACUUCUUCAAGCUCUUAGAGUACUGGUCCAUUGACAACCUCGACGCUCUCUCGAGGGACUACGGAGGCCACUCGGAGUCCGAAGAUGCUAAACGCCUGCGUCUGAAGAACUAUCCGGGAGCCCGAUCCUAUCUCAGAUUUCUGCGGGAUUCGUCUGACGACUACGACGAUGGCCCUAGUUGCACUGGCGCUGAGGAAGAUUCGGAGCUUUGCCGCGGAUGCACCAGCCGGUUGAACGAGGUAUCGAAGAUCGAGUAUUUUCGAGUCGGUCUCGAAGAUUCACUCCUACGUGGUGACGCAGACGACGCAAACGAUGUCAACAAUGAGUGCGCGAAUCUUCGCCCGAACGAUGUUUCCCUGUGGGCCAAGGAACCCAACUUCUACCGAGCACUUGCUGCCGAUGGAAUGGGCUUCUUGUCUCAGGUCGCUCAUGUGUGCAUGUACGCCGCCGAGAAUCAUCGCAAAGACUGGAGUGAGAAGUCUGCUAUUGGGCAUACACAUAUUGCCAGUGCUGUUGCGGCACUUGCAAUGGCUCUGGCAGAGUGCUCACGCCCAUGCUACAGGAAGACUCAUUUUCAAAACCGCCUUGAUAAUGCCGAGGAUGGGGAGGACGAGGAGGACGCGGAUGAGCAAGUUAAACUUCUGGAUCAGGUUUGGGACUUGCUCUAUUGGAUGGUGUCGGUCCAGUACAACUUCUCAGUUGGACCAGACAAGUUCGGUCGUUGGGUAUCGGAUUCGAUGUCCAACAGCGCUGGCGACGGACUCGAGAGGCCUAAGAAAGCAUUCGACCAGCUGGACAACACCAGAUUCUGCAAGUUCCGAGUGUGGAACUUCCUCGAAGCCUGCGACCGAAAGGAUGCGGAUCUGCCGACCAUUAUGAAUUUCUUGGGGGCGAUGGAGAGUCUUGUUGAUGAUCAAGAAGAGGAAGCCCACAAGAACUGCACGCCAAAGUUCUGCCAGCAGGCGAUCAUCGACAGUACGAAGAAAGAGCAAAUGCAUGCGCCCGUGGGACAUCAUGAUUGCUCCAAAUUGGAGUUCGACAUGGACGAAAUCGACAAGGCCAUCGACGAAGGUCAUUCCACGGCUUGGCUUUGCGGCGAGGAAAACAUAUCUGGCAGCAAAGUUCAGCUUGCUCAUCCGGACGAUGACUACGUCGCGAUCUCCCACGUUUGGUCGGACGGGACAGGCGUGGGUGUCUCGUCAAAGAAGGAGGAGGACUCAGACUCAAGCGCUCGCAUGGUCAACUCCUGUCUCUGGGAAUUCUGGGAAGACAAGGUCAACAAAGUCUGGGAAGGCGAGGACCGGAAAGCCAUCUGGUGGGACGCUGUAUCUGUGCCGGAAGGUGAGAAGCAGUAUGCCAAGGCUCUCGAAUCCCUACACAAGAACUACGCCAAUGCGAAAUGCACUAUCGUACACGACAAGGAGCUCACUCGUACCGAGUUCAAGAACGACGGUAGCCCGUGCGUUGCGCUGGUAUUGUCGAACUGGUUCUCCCGCGGUUGGACUGCGUUGGAGCUGCAGAUGUCCAAGCAGGUCAAGGUGCUGUUCAGAAAGGAUGGCGAGAUCGUCCCGUAUGAUCUUGACAAGGAUAUCUUGGAGUUCUCCCCGUCCACGACAAGCCCCGCCCAUUGGCUGGCUACGAGCUGGAUCAAGCGCUUGCGAGAGCCUGUCAACGAUAUUGGCGACAUCAUUCACACGCUCAACUCACGAUCUACUUCCCGUCCGCGCGACAAGACGAAAAUUGCUGCACUUCUGGCUGAUGUUCCACACUGCAACUUUUCAGGGCAGGAGGGCGAAAUCACACGGGACAUCCUGAAAUAUCUUGGGAAGGUUCCUUCGCUCUGCUUGUUCCAUGGCGAAGCCACCAUGAAAAACAGUGGCCCAUGGUCGUGGUGCCCAUCAACCAUUUUCAACAUGCCAGCAGCAACACCCAUCGACGUUGAGAGCCGCACUAUGUCUGAUUUCCUCUCACUACUGGAUGUCACAGAAGAUGGCGCGAUAUCCGGUCAGUGGCGUUGUCGGGAGCUGAAGAAGGAUGACGACAAGGCAGUCCACCUGUUUGGCAGAGAUCCUUCGUCGCGUGUCAAAGUCCGUCUCGCGCUCCAGAAAUCUCAAAUACAGCGCUGCUUGCUUUUGCGUCCCAUGGCUUCGUUACAACAAGGAGAGCCAGCUCUGCUUGUGAAGAGGCUCGGGCAGAGACCGGACCACAAUGAAGAGCAGACCUUGCUGUGCGACUAUGUCGGCACUGUCUGGGAAACUCAAGCCCUCGAGGAGUCUGACUGGCGUUAUUCGCAGAUCAUCAUGGGAAGCAAGUUGGAAUCUGAUGAGUCGACGGAAUUGGAAGACUUUGACGAUGUGUCUUCCGAGUAUCCCAAGGAUUCCAUUUUCGACGAGAAAGUCGUUGUUGAUGUCGAAGACUGUGAGCCCCAACAAAAGCCUGAUCCUGCGGCCUGGCUUAGUUCCGAAAGUACACAUGACUACGACGAAUGGCUAGGGGGUGAUGAAAGUUUCUUGAGGGUCCUACAGUCAAGUUCUGUUGACGAAAGGUCGCUCCAGGAACAGCUAAUCGACUCAAUCGCGAAAGCAAACCAGAAGGCAGCUCAAUAUCUGCUCGAACUAUCCAAGGAUGAUCUCGACCCGGACCUGGCCGAUCAACUGCGACUGAAGGUGGACGAAGGCGAAGACGAAGUCAAGUUACACGCUAUCAUCAACGGUCUUUGGUCCCUUGGCGAUCACUAUCUGCGAGAGCGAGAAUGGAACAAGGCCGAGGAAGCAUACAACAGCGCUCUUGGUUUGUUUGAGAGUCUUACCGAGGACGAUGUGUCUUCCCAGGCUCGUUUGAUUCCUAGUUAUACCGGGGCGAUGCUGACCUAUCAACGCGGCCUGGUAUCGAUGUUAUCCGAGAACUCCUCUGACGCCGGGUCAUUCUUUACGAGGACUUUGGAGAUGAUGAAUGGGAGGACGAGAAGCCAGAAGCCUUUGAAUCAAAACGGAACGAGAUCCCAAGGGAGCGUUAAAAAAGAGGUGGUCAAGAACAAGCAGCAAGCCCGCGGUGACAGGCCUGAGGACAGGGACGGUGAUUAUUUCGUCAAACGCAGUGCCCUUGGCGCUCUCAUCUUGUUGUCCAUCGACCAGGAGAGCGGCGAUGACGAGUCACUCGACGAGCCAAGGGAAUAUUUCAUGAGAUCUCUCCGCUUUGCAGAAAGGGAUAGACUCAAAGGGAACGUCGCGAAGGCAAUCAUCGACUACAGCCUGGGGAUGCCUGAAGAUGACUCACCUAGCCCGGGUGAACAGGAAGCUGUUGACAUCGAGAAGACUCUCAGAAGCGCCCUCAAAAAGUUCGAUGUGCUAUUCCGGAAGAAGCACUUACUUUGCUGCGUCACUGCACUUUGCCUUGGUGUAACCCUACGUAUCAGGUCUCUUUCGGCGAGCGAUUCUGAGCAGGUACGCCUCUCAGAAGAUGCAAAAGAGCAUCUCGAGCGCGCUGCAGCCGACAUGAUGGAAAUGCUUCCAGACUUCUCAGAGGAAGAGGAAGAGAAUGACUCCGGGCGAGGAAUGAGAUUGUGCAGUAUUGCCCUUGCUCAUAAGCGGCUUUUAGAGAACGACGAUUGA